GUGUGUGUACACAAAAAAAAACAUUGCUAACAAUAUAUUUUUAUAUAUUUAAUUAUUUAAUUAAUGGAAGAUCAGGAAAGUGAUAUUGAUAUACCAAUUGAAAGUCCAAGUGAUCAAAAACAGCUUCAAGUAUUAAAAAAAAUUCUUGUUCAUCUUGAAAACACAUAUAAUCUGCUUUGUUUGUUGAAAAGUGAUUUGGAUAAAAUAACAGACAAUUAUUCAUCAAUUACGAAUUGCUAAUAAACAUAACCAUAAAAAAGAUAAUUAAAAAUAUAUUUAUAAAAUGGAGAAUCGUCGUAAAAGUUUGGGUCAUGCUCUUCUUAUGGAAAAUGCAACUCUAUUAGAAUCAAGUCCACUACGUCGUCGUUCAGUAAUUGCUCAACGUUCAACACCAGCACCAAUUGAUGAUGUUGUUAAUGAUGAUAAAACUGAACGUUCAGGAAGUCGUAGAUCACUUGGUUUAUCAGGAAUAACACGUAUGACUGUGCCACAAAUAAGAGAUGGUAUUGCUGAAUGCAUUAAACUAAAUACACAAAAUAAAAUAAAUAUUAAAAAUGCAUUUAGUUUGAGUAUGAUUGAUUUUAUGGAAUACAUGGUAAAAAAUCGUGAUGAAGGUUUAUCAAAUCUUCAAAUUGCCAGUACAACACUUGAUGUUAGUGCUAAAAUAUAUGGUUUACGUGUUGAUUCAUUACAUCAAGACACCAUGAAAAUGGUUGGUCAUCUUGAUAAACAAUCACAAGAUGAUCAUAAUAAUAAUGAUGGUAAUCGUGAUAGUGGUGCUGGUGAUGAUAAUAAUCCCAAUGAUAAUCAUGAAAAUAAUCAAAAUAUCAAUAGUCAAUCUGAUCGUAUUAAAAAAAAAAGAAAAUCAUCACAAAAAAUAUUAGUAACAAUUGAAAGUUUACAAACAAAACCUGAUAAAGUUAGUUUAGAACCACCAAUGUUUGGUGAUGCUGAUUGUCAAACAACUGAUAUGCUUUAUCAAGUUAUGUUACCAAAACAUUGUAAUAAAAAUUUAAAUCUUCAUCCAUAUAAAGAUGUUUAUUUUGAUGAAGAAAUACCACUUGAUAAAGAUCACAAUAAUGAUGAUGAAGAUGAUGAUGAUGAUGAUGAAUUGUUAAAUGUUCCAUGGCCUGUUAUUAAACCAAAUGGAUCACAAAAUAUGAUGUCAAUGUUUGAAAAUUUUUCAUUUCUUAAUUGGGAUCCAAAUGACAAUGAAUCAGUAACAUCAUCACAAGAAAUACUUGAUAAUUUAAAUGAAUCAUUACCAUUCAAUUUAAAUGCUAGUUUACCAGCUGGUGGAUCUGAAAAUGGAACAGGAGGAAAUGGUCCAAAUAGUAAUAAUGAUGUUUAUUCAAAUACAAAUUAUUUUGAUAUUAAUGAUGAUUAUGAUGAUGAUGAAGUACAUGUUAAUGCACAAUUUCAACAAGUUGAUCGUUUAUCUGAAAAAAUUGUUGAUAUUGAAAAAGUAUUAACUGUUGUUGGUAAAAAAACAUCAGAACAACUUGAAUAUUCAUAUAUACGUGAUACAGUUAAUAUAUUUCAAGCUGGUCCAUCAACAUGGACUGUUAAAAAUAAAAAUCGUCAAUCAAGAUUAUUUGGUCGAUGUCGUCAAGAUGGACCAAAGAAAAAAAAAGAAUUUACUAUUGAAUAUUCACAAUUAACAGCUGAUAAUGUUGACAAAAAUUUUACAACAUUAACAAGAGUUAAUGCAAAUAAUAAAAAUAAAUAUCCAGUUGGUUGGAAAAAAGAAAAAUUUUUAUUUGAAUCAUGUGAUUUUUAUGAUACAGAAAAAACAAUUAAAUACAAUACUCGAGAUGAGAGAUAUUUACGUGUUCAAAAAGCACUCACUUUUGGUGGUGUUGAUGGUGCCACUGAUGGUGAUAAUAAUAAUGAUCCGAAUAAUUUUAAUGUAUCAUAUGAAACACCAGAAUUUAAUAAUGAUGAUGAUGAUCAUAAUGAUGAUGGCCAAUAUGAUGACAUUAAUAAUAAUGAUAAUGAUAUGAUUAUUGAUGAUAACAAUGAUAAUCAACAAAUGAAUCAAGAUUUAACACAAAAUAAUAAUAAUGAAAAUGAAGAUAAUGUUGGAUUUUCACAAGGUGCAUUUGUUGGUGAUAAUCUUGUUGAAGCACCAAAAUUAACUGAAAAAAUAUACAUACCAUUUUCACAAAGAGCCAAAAAAUUGGAUAUGCGAAAUUUAAAAAAAACAAUAUGGAAAAGUUUAGAUACAAAAGAUGAUGGUGAAAAAGAAAAUUGUCAAAUUGGUGAUGCUGAUGAUUCUGAUACUACAACAAAUGAUCAACAUAUUGUUAAAGACAUUAAACAAUUUAGUGAUGUUUUUGUUCAAUUGCCAAAUAAAUUAAAUAAAAAUGAUGCCAGUGAAUUAACAUUUCCACUUGCUUUUGUAUCACUUUUACAUUUGGCUAAUGAAAAAAAUCUUCGAAUAAUAUCGAAUAAUGAAAAUUCAGAUUUAUCAAUAUUUCAAGAUAUUCAUUAAUUAAUUUUUUUAUUAAAAAAUAAAUUCAACAAUUCCAAGUGCUCUCUCUUGUGUUUUUUUUUUUUUUUUUUUUUAUUAUUACUUUAUUAUUCUUUUACAUUAAUAAUAAAAUAAUAAUAAUAAUAAUACCUAAUUACUAUUAUCAUUAUUCAAUACUUGAAUUUUUUAUGUAAAAUUUUAUCAUAAACAUUUUAAUAGUACUAAUAAUUUUUAAAUGAUUAAAUAAGAUAUUUUAAUUAAAAAAAAAAA
This is a messenger RNA of Aphidius gifuensis, 2743 nucleotides long. RefSeq names its product condensin complex subunit 2. Bases 284 to 2494 code for a protein of 736 amino acids. The record is from RefSeq and is a predicted model, not a curated record. Gene Ontology annotation, cellular component: condensin complex. Gene Ontology annotation, molecular function: chromatin binding. The transcript has 3 exons. Lineage: Eukaryota; Metazoa; Arthropoda; Insecta; Hymenoptera; Braconidae. Gene Ontology annotation, biological process: mitotic chromosome condensation.